UCUUUUCCUCCGCGUGCGCAAGCCGCUGCACAGUGGAGUGGCAGUUCCGAGCAGAGUGCCCUUGCUGCGCGCGAGGAGUUCACACCGGAGAUCAAGGACACCGGCUUACGCGCGUGCACGCCACUCUUCACCUUGAGGCGCGUGACCGACGCUCGGUGCCCUCAUCCUGCCGAGUCUCGCAGCUUCACCAGCUCGCGCGCACACCGGCAGUUUCAUUCGCUGCGCUGCACAGCACAGACCUCGCGAGAAGCGUCGUGCGCGCGCGUGCGUCAAAGGGAUCGCGAGCUCUCGCAUGAUGUACACGAUCACCCGCGGCCCGAGCAAACUCGUCACACAGCGCAGGACAGGUCCCACACAGCAGCAGAUUGACAGCAAAGCCACCGACCUGAAGCACAAGCGGAGUCACUGGCUCGAGGCAAACUCGCCGGCCCCAAAAAUUGUAUUUCAGCGCCUCAACUCGAAGCGCUUUCUCAGAUCCACCUCGCCAAAGGAGGAAGACACGGCUGAAGGUUUCACACCGGCACACGAGGAGAACGUGCGAUUCGUCUACGAAGCAUGGCAGGAGGUGGAGCAGAAACUUGAAGGAGCUCAGCCGGAGAGCGGGAAAGGCCCGGUGCAGUACGCCGAGAGGAACCCCAACCCCAGCAUGAAGAACUUUGUGCCGAUUGACCUAGAGGAGUGGUGGGCGCAGCGCUUCCUGGCCACCAUCGCUAACCCGUCAUGACAGGUGUAGAACUGGGGAGCAGCAAGGGAUCAUGGGAGCUGGACUGGGUUCUGGAGGAUGUCAGGGUCCAGGCUGCUGCUCUCCAUGAGCCCAAGGGAUCUGUUCAGAGUCCAAGAUGCCAGACUGCACUACAAACACACAAUUAGACAGAUGUGAGACUACACUAAGCUGAAAUGCAAAUUUUUUUUUUUCCCCUCAUGGCUGGUCUUUGCAUAAAAAAAAAUAUGAAAAACUAUUAAAAAAAACCCAGUAAAUUGUA
Molecule: messenger RNA, 983 nt
Organism: Neoarius graeffei (lesser salmon catfish)
Lineage: Eukaryota; Metazoa; Chordata; Actinopteri; Siluriformes; Ariidae
Gene: mcrip2
Product: MAPK regulated corepressor interacting protein 2
Exons: 5
Coding region: 293-724 (143 amino acids)
Source: RefSeq, a predicted model, not a curated record